This is a messenger RNA of Chanos chanos (milkfish), 3442 nucleotides long. RefSeq names its product polyhomeotic homolog 3 (gene phc3b). The record is from RefSeq and is a predicted model, not a curated record. Gene Ontology annotation, cellular component: PRC1 complex; nucleus. Gene Ontology annotation, biological process: negative regulation of DNA-templated transcription. NCBI's taxonomy places the organism in Eukaryota, Metazoa, Chordata, Actinopteri, Gonorynchiformes, Chanidae. Gene Ontology annotation, molecular function: chromatin binding; histone binding. The coding region runs from base 1 to 2856 and encodes 951 amino acids. The transcript has 16 exons.
AUGACAAAACAGAAAGCAGCUGCUUAUACCACCAGUACUACUACCACUACUACUACUACCACCACCACUACCAUAAGCACUUCAACUACCACCUCUGCCAAUCUCCAACAGCAGGCUAAUGGCAGCCAAAAAAGUCCUUCUGCACUCACUACAGUCACCACCUUCCACAACCAGCCAACACCCACUGACAGGAAAGUGGUCCAGGUUAAUCUCUUUGGGGACCAGAUGUCUCCGACCUUCUCGGCGGCUGAAAGAGUCCCCGUUUCAUCAUCACAGCAGUCUCAAAAAACGGUCACCAUGCCUAACACUCCUGGUUCGCCGCCCUUUAUCAGAGGCACCCAGAGUUCUGGUCAUUCUCCAACCAGCCACAAGAUCUCCCCCCAGGCUCUGCUCCUGGGGAAGGGUCCUUGUACCAGCCAAGCCCAAAUGCUGCUGAGGGCCCAGAUGCUGAUUCUAACCUCUGCAGUGCGGCCCGAUCUACCUGUACUCUCCACUCCUUCUUCCUCCUCCUCCUCCACCUCCUCCUCUUCCUCUUCUCAAUUUACCUCCUCACAGCUGGAGUCACUGACUCUACGACCUCCUCCGCCUGGUACACUGACCAUCCCUUCCAACCUCCCACUCAAAUCCACUGCCCCAGGUCAAGCCGCUGCCCUGAACUGCCCAAGGGCACCCACCCUGCCUCUAAGGCCCAGCCAGUCACCCAGCUCCCUGGGGAAAGAAGGGCCCAAGAGGCCAGAUGGAGCCAACCCCCAGCCAACUGCAUCUAAAGCUCUGCCUGUCCGUCACCUCACAGUGCCACCACCAUCCCUCUACUCUCCGGUCCAGGCCCACGCGCUUGCCAAGCAAAAGCCCGGCAACAUGAACAGUCUGAAGAGGUCACACAGCCAGAUCAACAUUCCACAGCAUCCCUUCACCCAGAGGUUGACUCCACCCAACUCCCCUCCCAUUGCACCAAAGAAGACGUUGCCAGAUUUAAAACGUUGCCCGUCAAAUCAGUCUCCUCAGCAUCAGGCAACGCCAGUGUCCAUGUGCAUCUCUGUCCCUUCGGCCAGCAGAUCCCAGCUUUCGAACCCUUCCGCGAGCCUUCCCGUCAGCCCCUCUUCACCUGGCGGUUCAUUGUUAGCCACUAAACAGCUUCUGAGAAUUGCGCUGUCCUCCGCGUCAGCCUCUGCGCAGUGCGCCAACGGCCAGUCAAAGACGCCCGCUGUUUCCCCGUCCCACGACCUCGUCCAGUCACGGCCUCCCGUUUCUCCCGCCCUCGCGAAACCGGACUUUCCCGGCCAACCAAUGAGGACUUCAAACCCAUGCCAAAAGCUCGUGCAGCUCUCACCCUCAAGACAGACAGCGUCCACUCUACCGACCACACCGACAGCCACUCCUCCUCUCCUCUCACCCCAGAGGGCCUCGCCUCCCUCUCCUGUCCUCCCCAUGUUAUCCCCAAAUGUUUUACACGCCCCUCCCAGAUCACCAUUGCUUUUACAGAGUACUCCUAGACAAGCGGACGGCGCGUCAAAAGAAGAGAAACGAAUCAAAGAGGAGAAAAAAGAGAUAGAAAGAGAGGAACAAACCCCCCAGGACCUUAAAAGUCCAGGACCCCCAAAGAAAGCUAACACACAAAACCAAGCAGUGCAGAACUCCAUUGUCAGUCAGCAGUCACCUGAACGCUUGGGCAAAUCUAUGACAAUCUGCACACAGGAGUCCAAGAAUGAAAGCUCAACAAAGAACACACAGACAAAUGAGCUGCUUGUAGCCCAUGCAGUAGAGUCACCCGCUGAACGAGAGGACCUCUGUGAAGACAUGUCCACUCAGUCAGACAAUCACUCAGCUAUCUCCAGCCUAUCAGACAUGUCGCCUGCUCAGUCCUCUACGGUCCGACCGUCAGACGAGUCCCCCAUCGGCAGCGGCUCUUCUCCCAAAUUUCCUCCAGUGCCGGCGAAACCCGUCGGUCAGUCCCCCUCUUCCAGUUCCACGGGUCCUCCACAGAACCAGAGCACUCCCGGGGUGGCUAAACCCGUCAUUCUCACACACCUGGUGGAGGGCUUCAUCAUCCAGGAGGGCUUGGAGCCGUUCCCGGUAAGCCGGUCGUCGGUGAUGCCAGACAGGCCCUGUGAGUCUGGGCUGAAUGGGGUGAAAGGACCAAAUAUUUUCCGUUUCCCAUCCACAUCAGAGCCACCAGAGGACUCUACCGACACUGACAGUAAUGCAGAGGAUAUGAUAACAGACAAUGGUGUGGAGGACGGGCAGAAACUUGUGCUGCAGUGCCAGUUUUGUAAGAGGAGAGGCACUGCCCAAACAUUUGCCCGCUCCAAGCGCUUCUGCUCCAAGUCCUGUGCCAAGAGGUUCAGUUACACCAAACGCCUUCGUGCUCUGAGACGCAGUGGAGGUCAGGAAGGUGGUUCAGCGCUGAAUGGAGCAGAGGAGAAGAGUGAAGAGAGCCUUCAAAAGGAAAAGCCAGGCUCCACGGAGCACUGGAGCAUCUUGAAGCAGCCGUCAGAGGACGGGUCUGGGGAGACCUCCGGGCCCAUGAAGACAAGGCUCCGCAGACACACGGAGCUGGAGCGAGAGAGAGAAAUGAGAGCGAAGGAGACUCCGCCUUCUCCCUCAGAACCCACAUCACCCACUGACCUUUCCUUAAGCGUCAGACCAGCCCAGUGGACGGUGGACCAAGUCUGGAGCUUCAUAUCCGCUUUACCAGGGUGUCAAGACAUUGCUGAGUCAUUCCGAGCCCAGGAGAUUGAUGGGCAGGCUUUGCUCCUGCUAACAGAGGAUCACCUGAUGAGUGCCAUGAACGUCAAACUGGGACCAGCGCUUAAGAUCUGUGCACGGAUCAACUCCCUUAAGGAGGGAGGAAGAUGAAGAGGAGGUGAAAAAGACAUUGAAAGAAAGACACAAAGAGUUUAGUACGUCCCUGUGGACUUUUAAGAGCACUUGCCAAUAGAAUAGAGCCAUUUGUGCACUUUAAAACUUUGAAAAAGAGAUUUAUCCAAUUGAACUCAACAUGUGAAAACAUAAAAUGUGUUUCUUUGUUUUUGGGGGGAUUUUUUUUGUUUUUGUUUUUGUUUUUGUUUGUUUUUUUUGCUCGAACUAAGUUAGUAUAAAAUUACAGUACAAGUAAACUUAGCCUCUGUCUGAAAGCAUGAUAGCAAUAUAACAAUCUCUUUCUGUGAGUAUACUACCAGAUCUAUACGCAAAAAUAGUUUGAGGGAAAUGUCUGUGUCUGCUUUUUAUAAUGGGUCGUAAUCAGGGUUGUUCAUUCUAUAUUUUUGACUGAGAGGAAUGGAUCAAUACCAGUGUCAAAUGUUGAAAGGUUUUAAGAGGGUGACAGAUGUACAACCAUGAGCAUGUCUCUUUGUAGAUAUUUUCAUAUUGUACUGUAUAUGUGUACAUGUAUUACAAUGCAGUGUUUUGUGUGUAUAAAUUUAAAAAAAUGUUUCGUGAAGGA